Messenger RNA from Humulus lupulus (European hop), 2550 nucleotides. RefSeq lists its product as uncharacterized. The record is from RefSeq and is a predicted model, not a curated record. Bases 1 to 2550 code for a protein of 849 amino acids. The transcript is spliced from 4 exons. NCBI's taxonomy places the organism in Eukaryota, Viridiplantae, Streptophyta, Magnoliopsida, Rosales, Cannabaceae.
AUGGACAAUUUCAACUUAAUGAGCUGGAACGUUAGAGGUUUGAAUAAGAGGAAUAAGCAAAUAGCAGUGAAUGAUAUUUGCAAGAUAAAUAAGAUUGGUAUUGGGGCUCUUUUGGAAACCAAAAUAAAAGGUGAUAGAGUAGAGGAGUUUAUUCAUUGCAAGGUUCUGAUAUGGGCUACAGGACAAUCUUUCUGCUUCACUAUAGUUUACGGUUUAAAUCAGUUAGAAUUGAGGAAAGGUCUAUGGUCUGAGUUGGCCUCAAUCUCUCUUCCUGUCAAACCGUGGUUAGUUCUUGGUGCCUUUAACUCUGUUUUUGAUGUAGAAGAUCGAAUUGGGGGUAAGGUCAUUUCUCCUAAAGAAGUUGAGGAUGCUAGGAAUUGGCUUGAUCUUGGGAAUGUGGAAGAAAUGAAAUUGCUGGGCUCGUAUUACACUUGGUCGAAUAUCCAAGAUGGAAAUAAUCGCAUCUUUUCCAAAUUAGACAGAGUUUUCAUAAAUAAGGAUUGGAUUGAUAUGUUUCCAAAUGUCAAUGCAAUAGCUAUUUGGGAGGUAUUUUUGGAUCACUGUGCCAUCGUUUUGAAGCAUAUUUCUGUUAUUAAAAAUGGACUGCGACCCUUUCAAUUUUUCAACAUGUGGACUAAUCAUCCGCUCUUCAAGCCUACUGUUUUAGAUAGCUGGAAUAAAGAGUUACCAUCAGAGGGAUAUGGACUGCAACAGAUAUUGAGGAAAUUGCAUCGCCUUCAGUUUAUAUUGAAGAGAUUCAAUUGGAGGGUUGUUGGUGAUAUAGUUAAGGAGUAUGAGGAAAGCAAGCAUUUUCAAUCAUUUUUAGAUGAAACUAGUGCAACAACUGGGCUGGUUGAUACCUCUGUAGCUCUCUCAGGUCCCAUUCUAUUCAUUGAAGACCAAGCUUUCCUCAUCAAACCUUUUACUUUCAAGGAAGUUAAAACAGCUAUGUUCAAUAUAAAGACAAUAAAGAGCCCGGGACCGGACAGAUUUGGGGCUGGUUUUUAUAAGAGUUUAUGGUCUAAUAUAGGGAAAGAAGUGGCUUCAGCAGUGUUAGAAUUUUUUGAUCUAGGCCACAUUCCGAAGAGGCUGAACAGUACAAUUUUAGCCCUUAUUCCCAAAGUCACUCAACCCUCCAAUGCCUCAGAAUAUCGCCCAAUAGCCUGCUGUAAUACAUUAUACAAAUGCAUUUCUAAAAUGCUUUGUAACAAGUUAAUUCCUAUCCUUCCUAAGGUGGUUAAUCAAAACCAAGGUGCUUUUGUUAAGAAUAGGAGUAUUGCUCAUAAUAUUCUAAUUCUCCAAGACCUCCUCAAAGGCUAUAACAGGAAAAGAGUGUCUCCUAGGUGCUUAAUGAAAAUCGAUCUGAGCAAAUCCUACGACUCUAUUGAUUGGAAUUUCCUUGAAAGUCUGUUAAAUGCGUAUAAGUUCCCUGGCAGGUUUAUCAAAUGGGUUAUGGUCUGCUUGAGAGGUUCUUCAUAUAGUAUUCUUAUGAAUGAUGAUUUGUUGUUAAUGUGCAAAGCUCAUCUCAGUUCAAUUCAGAUUAUGCAGCAGGCGUUCCAGGAGUUUUCAUCAGCGUCAGGUCUGAGCAUUAAUCAAGCUAAGUCAAGCAUUUACUUUGGAGGUAUUACUUCAGCUGAGAAGGAGAAGCUGUUGUGUUUAUCUAAGUUGAGAGAAGGGCAGUUUCCUCUUAAGUAUUUAGGAGUUCCUUUGAGGCCUACUAAGUGGAAAGCUAUGGAUUGCGAUAUAAUAAUUUCGAAAAUUCGUCAAAGGCUUCAUGGUUGGGCUAGUCGAAACCUGUCUUAUGCUGGGCGUGUGCGGUUAAUUCAGUCGGUUCUCUUGGGGAUAAGGAACUUUUGGAUGAGCAUAUUUCUCCUUCCUCAGAAAGUUAUCAAAGAAAUAGACUGUUUAUGUAGAGGUUUCUUAUGGGGUGGCAAUGGAGUUUGUAGCAAAUUUCAUUUAGCAUCUUGGGAUCAUGUUUGCAGGCCUAAAUCUUAUGGAGGUUUAGGAUUUAAAGAGAGUGUUCUUUGGAAUAAGAUUAAUCUUACGAGAUACGUUUGGAUGAUCUUUUCUAAGCAAGACAGCUUGUGGGUUAAAUGGGUUAAUUUCAUUUAUUUAAAAGGGGUCCGAAUCUGGGAUUAUGAUAUUCAUCAAGACACAAGCUGGUAUUGGAAAAUUCUAGUUAAGGUUAGCAAAUUACUGUCUGAAACUGAGUUAAUUACAGCUGUUUCCAAGGGGAAAAUAAGGCUGAAUUCAUUAUAUCUUAAUUUCAUUUCUGGUUCCCCUAGCAAAGUUCUGAAGUUUAUUUGGUGUAAGCUCUCAAUGCCUAAACACAGAUUCAUACUUUGGCAAGCUUAUCACCAGAAGCUACUAACCAGAGAUCUCCUUUAUCAUUGCAAUAUACCAAUUUCAUCUCAAAGCUGCCCGGUCUGUGAUACUGAAAUGGAGAGCGAUGCUCAUCUAUUUUUCAACUGUCUUUUUUCAAGGAAAGUGCUUCAGGCAGUUGAGAAGUGGUUGGGUAAUCUUAUUUGGCCUUGGCAGUUCCAGGUGUAA